AUGUACGCAUUUGUGGCUAUCAAGCAAAAUACUAAGUUUAAAAAGAAGCACAAUCAGUGGAGACACGAUACGGCCAAGGCUACCAAUGCAGCCGCACUCUAUUGUAAAGAAGGUGCCGUUAUAAUACAGUAUUUACGGAAUAUAAUGUAUGACAGAACUGGAGUGGCACUAAGAUGCAUUGAGAUUGUAACAAUCAAAAACUGGCAACGUCUGUUCGAUAAAACACUUGUCUUCACAAGACACGCCGUUCAACCUAAUGUAACCAUACAAGAGAAGGUGUCUGUUACAUUUGGUUUAUUCGUUUAUAACAGACAGAUUGACCUCAUCCACAAAAAGAUGUCGAUUGCAUUGAGCAAAGGAGAGGAGAAGGUUGCACAUUGGUUAGGAGAGGAACGCAGCUGGGUAAGGUCACCAGAGUGGAGAGCAGGAAGAAUGACGUGUAGUGUAGGGCAGGCGUCAAGAUUCUUGACUCAAGAAGGAACAUGUAUGUCACAACCUUUGCUGAAUAUGGUCGCCAAGAAGGUUGGGAACAGUAUUAUCAGAGGCGAAUAUUCAGAUGUCGACUUCACGCUCCCUGAGAAUCUCAGCAAUGUUGUCUACCAAGCCAUAUCUCAAGAGUGGCCAAGCGCUGAUUCCGAUGAAACCAAGAAAAAGCUAGGAGUGACUAGUUUGAAGUUGUUCAACAAGCCGUUAACUGACGAUGAGUACACCUUCAUCAACUCUCAAAGCUUGAAAAAUUUGGAGCUGAAACGAUUUGAUUUUGCGGCUCCGUUUCGUCAGAGGUCUCGUCAAGAUGGUUCUUUUAAUGUGAACAUUGUUGGUUUGUUGCAAAGGCUUCUCAACAAAGAAAGUCAAAAAAUCCUUACAAAUCUGACCAUCAAUGGAAAAGGCGCCAAUUUCUCAGACAAUUGGAUAAAAGAUAUUCGUCCGCUACUCCCAGCAAUCGACUUUCUUAACAUCGCCAAUUGUACUUUGAGCCCCCAGGAAUACACUAAUCUCUGCAACUCAUUUAUCACUAUCACAAAACUGGACAUCAGCAAAUCAAAAGUUCAAGAUCUCACUGGAAUUUCGAAAAUACCAAACCUACAGUAUCUCAACUUAAAUGAACUGGUCUUUGACAACCGCGAACAAAUGAUAGAAUUAUUCGAGCUUCAGCAACUCCGCGUAUUAAACAUUGGCGCGAGUGCCUCUAGUGCAUUCACAAACAACUUCAAAUACUAUUCGCAAAGUGGGAGGUCUCUCCCAGAACUGAGAAUUCUGGACUGUAGAGGCGCUGACAUCAAUUUGGAAGAGCUCAACCAGUUGGUGAAGUCUCACCCUUUGUUGAACAUGGUAGUAUUGAUUGAAACACCGUUGAAAAGAACACCUCAACUCGACCUACCCAACAGGGCCAUUAACCUUUUAACCACUGAAAAUCUCGCCUGUUGCCUCAAGUCCCUGAAAUACUGCACUGAAGUCGUCGCUGCGAAAAUUCCAGUCGUAACUGCUAUUCUUGGUGAAAUGGAUCGCUGUAUAAAAGAACAAAACUGUAAUAUGGAAGACCGCAAGGAGUGUCUAAAAGUGAUACUUGCAUUCAUCAUCAAAUAUAACCGCUUUCCGAAAAUUCAAGAAAGAGGGUUCCGUUGUUUGCAGAGUCUCUGGAGAAAACCAGAAAUAUUCGAGUUGAACGAGAGACAACAAGUUAUCGGGGCAGUUCUUAAAUCUAUGCCCCGAUAUGAAGGACCGUUCCAAGAAGAAGAAGAAGUCGAAAACUGUCAUACUGCUGGAUGGUCAGUUUUGAGCAGUGAUGAGAUUAUGGACACUAUGUACAGUACCCCUGAGAAUACGGAUACAAUGUGCUUAUUGGCUGCGGAACUAGUGGAUCACGCGGAAACUAUUAGCGAGAUGGCGAAGAUCGGUUUUCUUGUGCUUUCACGAUUGUUGACAAAAUUGACGCCGCGCGGUGCCGAAGCAUUCAUUGGUCGUAAGCCAUGGCUCAGAAUUCAACUCACCGCAUUUCUUCGUAAUCACUUUGAAGUUGUCGAAGAACGUUGUCUUAAUGUGAUACUAAAAAUUAUUUACGAGCUGACCUAUCUGGUUAGACACAAUCCUAUGGAUCCAAUGGUUUUUAGUGUCAAUCAGGGAUGUUUGAUGAGUUAUGUGGAGAUUCUGCAGCAAGUGGCAGAUGAUGCGAUGAAAGAAAGAGUUCUGGAAAUCAUGGAGGAUUUCUUGAAGUUGAUUGAUGUGCGCACAUUUGAUGUCUUCUUCCAGAGAGAUGGGAUUUCAGCAUUCUUACCUCUCCUCCGUGAUAUGAACACUGGAAAGCAACGAGCUGCCAUAUCUGUCCUGGUCACGAUGCUCCACUGUAUAGAAGAUAACGAAAACAGAGCCGCCCCAGAUCGUAACAAGGAGUGGCUUGUCGAUGACAUCCUAACGAGCAUUUCUUUAUUUGAGGAACCAAAUCAUUUUGACAGAUACGAUGUUUUGCAAUGGGUUGGAUUAAAUCCAAGGAGUGUAGAAGCGUUCGAUUGGGCCAGGUGGCUAUUGGGCAGAUGUGGUGUGGAUAUAGAGGAGGACGCAGAGAAUGUUGCGCCUGUGCAUCGAAGAAACGUAUAA
Messenger RNA from Caenorhabditis remanei, 2595 nucleotides. RefSeq lists its product as uncharacterized. Gene Ontology annotation, cellular component: Cul2-RING ubiquitin ligase complex. Lineage: Eukaryota; Metazoa; Nematoda; Chromadorea; Rhabditida; Rhabditidae. The transcript has 10 exons. The record is from RefSeq and is a predicted model, not a curated record. The coding region runs from base 1 to 2595 and encodes 864 amino acids.